UAUUGUAACAAUUGGCCAUCAAAUCGUGACGUUUCUAGAAGAAAGAGACAUAACCGUACAUUAUAAAAUUUAUCGCAUAUACUAUGGGAAUCAAUCUGAGCGAUAUAAGACAAAAUACCGUCUUAUCGAUGCAUAUCGGCAGAUAGUAGACCGAAUUAAUAAAGUAGAAGGAGAAGCGCAGUACCACGGAAGAUCACGUGAAAGAUCGUGUGCCACUGAUUUGUUGAAAGAGGUGGGAGCACCUGCUGUUGUUGGGAACUAGCUGAGAAAAACACGCGCGAUAUAUUAGUCUCUGUCGGGCGCACUCGCGAGAUCAGUCGUCGAGCAGCGGGUUUUUCGAUCGCGAUCCAGACUCCGCGAUUCGUAGAUUGGCUGAUGACCGUCAUGAUGAGACACACGAUUCUAUUUCUGUGCGGCUACGUGCUCGCCAUCGCUCAAUCGCGAACAGUUUCACGCGUUGACGACAUUACUACCGAUCCUCCCAUCAAUAACGAUGGCGAUCAAGUCACCAAAGAACCAUUCACUUUGGAAGAAAUUUAUCUUCAUUUGUACCAGUCAUCUGGUUUCAACGGCACAUGGGUCUCUGACAGAGAAAUCAUGGUUGCGGAUUUCGAUACUAGCGAUAUUACUGUUUACAACGUAGUUACUGGAAAAAAUAGACGAAUUUUUGACGGAUGGAACUUACCACUGCCAUACAAAUUCAGCACGGUAGCUUUCUCGGCCGACAACCAAUAUAUUCUUUUCGGUUACAAUAUUAGAAAAGUGUUUAGACACUCGACCGUCAGGAGUUACGUAGUAUACAAUAUAAACAAUGGCACAUACGAAGAGAUCGCGAAUGAAGCUCCUAUCACGCUGGCGCUGUGGUCACCGAUCGGCAGUGAUUUGAUUUACGUUUAUGAUAAUGAUAUUUAUCAAAUGACGUUUAAUCAUAGUCAGAACAUUGUGCGAAGAUUAACGACAAGCGGCAAAUCCGAAGUUAUUUACAAUGGAAUUCCGGAUUGGGUAUACGAAGAGGAAGUGUUUGCAUCCGCGACCGCGAUGUGGUAUGCACCGGAUGGACGGCAUCUAGCUUUUGCAACCUUCAACGAUACUGUAGUGAAGGAUAUGGCAUAUUUUCAUUAUGGAGACCCCGGCUCUCUCGAGGACCAAUAUCCCACGGAAAUAAAGAUAAAAUAUCCCAAGGCGGGCACGCCGAACCCGGAAGUAUCUUUAUCGAUAAUCGAUUUGACCAGUCCAUCGUCAAAAGCAAUCACCUUGAAAGCACCCGUUGAUGCAGUUGGCAGUGACAAUGUUUUGUUUACCGUGAGCUGGUGGGAUGCGACACAUGUAAUCGCGACGUGGACGAACCGCGUGCAAAACCAGUCCCAGUUGAUCAUGUACGAUACACAAGGUACCAGCAGCCCGAUUCUAGACGAGGAGGAAACCGAGGGCUGGCUUCAGCCGAAUCAUCCUACAAAAGCUGCCGGUUACGCAUUAAUUUUACAACGGGAAGAUUCGAAUACCAGCGCUGGUAGAUUUCGACAUAUAAUCAGAUACGAGUACGAGAGCGGCCGAUUCGUUUCGCCGGUGGAUCUAACGCCCGGUCCCUCCGAGGUGCACUCGAUUCUGGCCGUCGAUUUGUUCAGAGACAGAGUUUACUACCUCGCCACAGCGCCCGGUGUGCCGUCCCAGAGAAAUUUGUAUUCGGUGCCGCUGGAUGCGAGCCAGAAGCCAACUUGUGUAUCCUGCGAGCUACUCACGCCAGAAGGAAAUAAAUGCGCCUAUGCGACUGCAUCUUUUUCAAGCUUGAGAUCAUAUUACGCCCUCCUCUGUUCCGGGCCUGAUCCAGUCACGGUGACGAUUAACGACGCGAAUCAUCGGCCAGUCUUGUCUUGGGAGACUAACUCGCUGACGAGAAAUCUUUUGUCGCAUCGAUUGAUGCCGCAACAAAGAGAUUUUAUCGUCACCGUGAACGGCUAUAACGCUAGAGUUAGAUUGUUCCUGCCGCCAGAUUUUGACAAGAAUAAAUCGUACCCUUUGCUAGUAUUCGUUUAUGCUGGUCCAAACACAGUUAGGAUCACCGACGCUGCUAAAUAUGAGUACGAAUAUUAUCUGACAACCAACAGACGAGUGAUCUACGCAUGGAUCGAUGGACGAGGAUCGGCCUUCAAGGGCAGUAAGAUGCUCUUCGAGAUAUACAGGAGAUUAGGAACCGUGGAGAUCGAAGAUACGAUCGCUGUUACUGCAGAGCUGCAGAAACGAUAUAAAUGGAUCGACGCAAAUAGAACUGGUAUAUGGGGUUGGAGUUACGGUGGUUUCACUACCGGUAUGGUACUCGCGACGGAUACAGCCUCCGUGUUCAAAUGCGGUAUAUCCGUUGCCCCGGUUACUUCGUGGAUCUAUUACGACUCCAUUUACACGGAGCGAUUCAUGGGACUGCCGACUCCCGAGGACAACCUCGCCGGUUACAACCGCACGGAUAUCACACGACGGGCGGAGGGAAUACGCGGCAAAAAGUACAUGCUGAUACACGGUACCGGGGACGAUAACGUGCACUACCAGCAAGCAAUGGCGCUCGCCAAGUCGCUGGAGUAUAAUGACAUCCUGUUCGAGCAGGUCACGUAUACGGACGAGGCGCAUGCCCUCGAACACGUGUCCCCUCACCACUAUCACACAAUGGACAAAUUUUGGAACGAAUGCUUCAAGUUGAGUCGUGCUCGCUGACCUAGACUUAACGCCGGUGCCAUCAGAAAAGAGAGAAUCGUUCGCGGCGAGAAAUUUUACUCGCGCUAAAUGCCGGAUACUUUGUGAUACGAGAACACGCACAUACUAUAAAACAUGCUAUAAAGGAAAAUUUCUACCAAAGAAAAUUUACGAUCUGGUGCCAAGCGUGAAUUGCGAUUAACUUAGCGAUUCUUAACUACCUGUCACAUGUAAUUUAUCACUCGAAGCAGAUUAAGCUUCGCUCGUGCCAUAUUUCUCUCUAUAGAAACGCGUGGUCUGACGAAACUUGGGCAAAUAAACAAAAAAAUGUGCGCAUAAUAUGGAACUCCUACUUGUUUUAGGAUUUCAUAUUGUGGUAUUUUUUUAAGGUGUACUUUUCUUGUUGGACUUUAUACAAAUGUGUCAAAAUAAAUGAAAUUUAUUGUCUCACGGCAAAGAAUAAAAAGAAUCUUUUUCAAA
Messenger RNA from Linepithema humile (Argentine ant), 3162 nucleotides. RefSeq names its product venom dipeptidyl peptidase 4. NCBI's taxonomy places the organism in Eukaryota, Metazoa, Arthropoda, Insecta, Hymenoptera, Formicidae. The record is from RefSeq and is a predicted model, not a curated record. Gene Ontology annotation, biological process: proteolysis. Gene Ontology annotation, cellular component: plasma membrane. Gene Ontology annotation, molecular function: serine-type peptidase activity; dipeptidyl-peptidase activity.